This is a messenger RNA of Halteromyces radiatus, 827 nucleotides long. RefSeq lists its product as uncharacterized. Lineage: Eukaryota; Fungi; Mucoromycota; Mucoromycetes; Mucorales; Cunninghamellaceae. Gene Ontology annotation, cellular component: trans-Golgi network. The transcript has 2 exons. The record is from RefSeq and is a predicted model, not a curated record. Gene Ontology annotation, biological process: endoplasmic reticulum to Golgi vesicle-mediated transport; vesicle fusion with Golgi apparatus. Bases 37 to 786 code for a protein of 249 amino acids.
AUAUCUAUAUAGUAGUCCUCUUCAUACUCAAUUACCAUGCCUGAUUCUAUAUUAUUUGAUGUCAACUCUCCAACAACUGCAACUGGGAACUAUUAUGCAAGCUCACAAAAGGACGAUCUACGGUUUUAUAAUGGUGCUUCGACUUAUCAUCAACAAUCAUCCUAUGAACCUUCAUCAUAUUAUACUCCACCACAGGCGUCAGGUGAUAUGACAGGAUAUAUGGAACCUCCUACAAGCUUUUGGAAUGCUUUUGGAACAGCAGGUUUACCUGGUGAACCUUCUCUUAUGGAAGAAUUAGACGUGAAUCUGUCACACAUCAAAGAUAAGAGUUUAACAGUACUGAUUCCUUUCCGUUCUAUUCCACCAUCUAUCAUGGAUGACACUGAUCUAGCAGGACCACUUUUGUAUCUCUUUUUAUAUGGUUUAGGGCUUAUGUUAUCAGGUAAAGUACAUUUUGGUUAUAUUUAUGGUGUAGGCAUGUUAGGAGUAGGUUCUCUGUAUGUACUUCUCAAUCUCAUGUCACAAGAACAAGGUGUUGAUUGGGCUCUUACUGCUAGUGUACUUGGUUAUUGUCUCUUACCCAUGGUGAUGCUCAGCGGAGUCACUAUUGUGUUCCAAACAGGUGGUAACACAGGUUGGGCAUUGGCUGUCCUUAGCUUUUUUUGGUGUACCUUGUCCAGUGCUGCCAUGUUCACUAGUGUUUUACAUAUGCAAGAUCAAAGACUUUUGGUCACUUAUCCCGUGGGUUUAUUUUAUGCCUGUUUUGCUUUGAUGACCAUCUUUUAGAUUAUUUUAUUAUUAUUAUUUUAUUAUCAAAUAAAAAAUCA